AUGGCCCCCCUACCGUCCUGGCCACCAGCUCUUGAAGACGAACAGCAACAGGAGCUUUCCAGUCUGGCUGCGACUUGGGCCUUGUCUCAUGUAAUGGGCAAUGACGGGGGCGUGAGCGACGUUGAUCCAUUCACCCGAGAUUUGUGGAAUGCUUGGAAGGCUGUGAGAGAUAUUCCCGAUCAGCAACCCCUUCAUCUCGGAUUAUUUCGUUCCGAUUACAUGUUGCAUCAAUAUGACGGGGGCAAUUUAGAUAUCAAACAAGUAGAAUUCAACACCAUUUCAUCUUCAUUUGGACCACUGUCUCACCAGGUUUCGGCACUGCAUAGGACCGACAGGUAUCUCGCGGUUUCGACCGGUUAUUUCGGGGUCUCGCCGCACCUCGACCCUUCUAAUUUUCCGGAAAACAGCACUCGUAGCGGCUUGGUCGAGGGACUUGUAGCCGCUCAUACAGCAUACAAUAACCCAAGCGCUCGUAUUCUUUUCGUGGUUCAGCCAAAUGAACGCAAUAUGUUCGACCAGAGAUGGCUUGAAUAUGAAAUUUUAGACAAGUAUGGAAUACAUGUGAUCCGACAUACUCUAGAAACGCUUUCUCUUUGUGCAACUUUGGAUAAGGAUUCAAGUUUACUUGUCAAAGCAUCUCAGAACUGGAGCUCGCAACCUUCUGAAAUUUCCGUCGUCUACUUUCGAGCAACUUACACCCCAAACGACUUCAAAUCAUCCACCGAUUGGGAUACUAGGAUUCUCCUCGAGAAGAGCCGUGCUAUAAAAUGCCCCUCACUCCCACUUCAGCUUGCUGGUGGGAAAAUGAUCCAGGCGGUUCUCGCUGCUCCGGGCGUGCUCGAACGCUUCAUCGGUCGUACAGAGGAAGAGAAGGAAUGGAUACCAGAGAUCAGGAAUAGCUGGAUGGAGAUGUGGCCCUUGGCUUCAUCCUCAGAGACCUCUGAUUUUAUUUCGUCUUUGAAGACUGUCGCAAUCUCAAACACAGUAAAUCCACUACCCUCGGCAGGUCAUUCCGGAAUCACACGUGCAUCAGAGCUUUAUUCUCAGCUAGUACUAAAGCCACAGCGUGAAGGGGGUGGCAAUAACGUUUAUCACGAUUCAAUUCCCCCUUUCCUUAAAAGUCUCGAAGCGAACCUUGAAGAAGCGCGGGCGUGGAUUGCUAUGCGGCUGAUACAACCACCCAAGUCUGGAAGCGAGAACUACUUGGUAGGCGCUGGUACUUCGAAAGCGCUGAAGAAAGAUACAGUAAGCGAACUUGGAAUAUUUGGCUGGUCGCUUUUUGGAGGUCCGGGAACCAUUGUGGAUGAAAAGACUGUUGGCUGGUUGGUCAGAACGAAGGGCCGGGAGAGUGAUGAAGGCGGUGUGGCAGUAGGAUACUCGCCGGGACCUUACACAUUCCGCAAGGUACAUCUGAAUAGACUUGUGAAAUAUAGAGCUGGAGGUAUGCAACCAUCGUUUGGAUCGGAUGAGCCCAGCGACGCGCGUAGGGGCCGGAAACGCGGGUCAUUUACUCAAAAACAAUUUACUUUUCGGGGUAUGCGUGGCACAAAUCCCACCAUGGAUAGCCAAUCUAAUUCUCCUCGCACGGCGCCCACCACUGCAGUGGCCUACCCGGGCUGUGAUAAUCCGUACACCAGCCCUUCUGAAAGUCUCUCUUAUUCUAUCUAUGCAUGGCACGAACAGGAUGGACAUUGUUAUCGCACGCCAGCAGCAGUUGAAGCCCCAUCACGGAGAGAUGCAUCAGAGGCUCAUCUACAUGACAUCCUACCUAUUCCAGAAUCUUUUGAUUUCAUCGAUAUACCCGAGGGUCUCCCUUCCUCCCCCCAAAGUAUUACACAUGAUUAUUGGGCAUUGCGUACAAGACAUCCAGAUCGCCCCAGUCCCCAUAUUUCGACCUACAUGCCCGAUGAAUUGAUCCAAGACCGAGACGAACACCUUACGCCUAUAGAUUCGUACAGAAUACCUGAGUCUUACGAUUUUACUGACCUGGAUCUUCCAUCUACAACUAUCCUCCACGAGAGUUCGGAAUACGAAGCCUAUUAUUGUGAAUCGCCCAUAUCAUUGCUCACUUAUCGGAGCUCGCGUGGUAGAUCUCGGGCGGAGUCGCGUUUUUUCCCGAAGUUCACGAUGAGGCAACAGCAAAAACAACAGGACAAGCAAGAACCCAAGAAUAGUCCCACUACAAUUAUGGACAAAAUGGAAGACAGUGAUCGGCUCUACAGGCGGCGAUCUGGGCCUACACCUCCCGUAUCCGCUACCGCCACGAUCUCGGUAGAUGGGACCCUCGACAGUCCUUAUUAG
Molecule: messenger RNA, 2301 nt
Organism: Rhizoctonia solani
Lineage: Eukaryota; Fungi; Basidiomycota; Agaricomycetes; Cantharellales; Ceratobasidiaceae
Product: glutathione synthase, ATP-binding domain protein
Exons: 11
Coding region: 1-2301 (766 amino acids)
Biological process (GO): glutathione biosynthetic process
Cellular component (GO): cytosol
Molecular function (GO): glutathione synthase activity; glutathione binding; ATP binding
Source: RefSeq, a predicted model, not a curated record